Gilbertella persicaria is the source of this 1497-nucleotide messenger RNA. Its product is annotated as pyridoxal phosphate-dependent transferase. The coding region runs from base 1 to 1497 and encodes 498 amino acids. Gene Ontology annotation, cellular component: cytoplasm. The record is from RefSeq and is a predicted model, not a curated record. Gene Ontology annotation, biological process: carboxylic acid metabolic process. Gene Ontology annotation, molecular function: carboxy-lyase activity; pyridoxal phosphate binding. The transcript has 6 exons. NCBI's taxonomy places the organism in Eukaryota, Fungi, Mucoromycota, Mucoromycetes, Mucorales, Choanephoraceae.
AUGGUAUCAUCAAAAGAAAGUGAUAAUGCAGCUGAAUUGGACGUCAUGCUUAGUCGUAUGCAAGAGAUGGUGAUUGAUUUUGUUCGACAAGGAGAAAGAGAGUCUAGGCCUGUUGUCCGUUAUCAUAGUCCUGAAUCUUUAUAUGAAGCCAUUGAUUUGAGUCUACCAACUGAUGGCUGUGGUAUUGAUGGUACCUUUGAGCUAAUCAGCAAGACACUAGAUUACAGUGUCAACUCUUGGAAUCCGAGAUUCAUGGAUAAACUGUAUGCUGGCACGAACCCAAUAGGUGUGAUCUCUGAACUCUUGUUGGCUGUCCUGAACAGCAAUGUUCAUGUCUAUCAUGUCUCUCCUGUAUUAACAUUAAUGGAAAUCGAAGUGACAAAAGCCGCAGGCCAACUAUUAAAUAUGGGAAAAAAUGCAGGUGGCCUUCUCUGUCCAGGUGGUUCAGCCUCAAAUUUAUUGGCUCUUGUAACAGCUCGAAACAAAUUGUUUCCAAUGAUCAAGACAGAAGGUUAUUUUCCUCGCCCCAUGAACCCCAAAUCAAGUUACGGAAAACUCAAGAUUUUCACUUCAUUACAUAGUCAUUAUAGCAUUGACAAAUCAGCUCAAGUCUUGGGCUUAGGUACUGAUAAUAUUGUCAAAGUGCCUGUAGACCAGAUUGGGAGAAUGCAAGUGGAUGAAUUAGAAAAAUUAAUUGUAGCAAGUAUCAAUAAAGGUGAAACACCUUUUUUUAUCAACACCACAGCAGGUACUACGGUUUUGGGUGCAUUUGAUCCUAUUCGAGCCAUUGCAGCUGUAGCCAAGAAAUACGAUUGCUGGCUUCAUGUUGAUGGUUCCUGGGGUGGUACAGCUGUAUUCUCAGACACAGUUAGAAAAGAAAAAGACUGGUUUGACGGAUCUGAGUUAGCCGACACAUUUACCUUGAACCCACAUAAACUAUUGGGUGUACCACUCCAAUGUUCGAUGCUCGUAACACCUCACGAAGGCCAUUUACUUUUUGCCCGAGCCAACUCUUUGAAAGCAGACUACCUUUUCCAUGGCAACCCAUAUGACUUGGGUGCUGGUACUAUUGGUUGCGGUCGUCGUCCUGAUGCCUGUAAGAUGUUUUUGGCCUGGAAAUUCUACGGACAAAAGGGGCUGGGUGCGCGUGUGGAUCGUGCGUUACAAUGUGCCUCUGAGUUCACAGAAAUGGUCAAGGCAAGACGAGGAUUUGAAUUGGUCAAAGAUCCUAGUCCAUUUUUGCAGAUAUGUUUCUGGUUCGUGCCACCCGAGUUGCGGGGAGAAAAAGAACUGAAUUUAUCGAAAAUUACAAGAGAACUGCAUAAACGCGUCAAUCAAUUAGGCGAGUUUUUGGUGGACCAUGCACCUCUUGUAGGACAACCAGAUUUCUUUCGCGUGGUCGUGAAUGCGCCUACAGUUGGCUUGCAUCGUGACUUAGAACGACUCCUGGAUACUAUUGAAGGAGUGAGUGCAACAAUUGACUGGAAAACGAUAUAA